AAACUGUUUGUGGGUGGCUUGGACUGGAGUACAACACAGGGUGAGUCAGCUGUCUACUUACCAACCUGUCAAUAUUAGGUGUAUUGCAAUGCACAUAGUGUUGUGCUUGAACUUGAAGGUGUCUGCAUGGAAAUGUUGUUCUGGAGUACAAAAGGGUUGCAUGUUAUCGUGUAUUUUAGUUAAAGCACACAUGCAAGCUUUUCUCAUAAUUGCUCAGACCUAGUAGCUUUGUCUGUAGCCACAGGCAUUCAGAGCCCAUCUCUGUAUCAUGCUUGAUUAGACAGUGUGUGUCUUUGCUCCACGCUCUUCACUCUGACAGUGUUUUCUGAAGUUAUGAGCAGUAGCCACAGUACUAUGUAUUUCUGUGCAUUCGUCUUUGGGAUUACCUUGGGGCUUUCAAUGAAAAGCAAUUCUACAAUUCAAUGUGAUUGAUAUGACUCUUAAUUGUUGAAACCUCUAUGCCCUGCCUCUGAAGAUGCAUGCAUGUAAUGUAAAUGUAUUAUUCAUGCUUUGCAUCCAGUGAACUUUUAAACACAUUACCCAUAAUGUCAGGACACUAGGCUAUGUAUAUAUCCCUGAAGGAUUCUUUAACGGGAUCGUCCGACUAAUGUCAAUGUCCUCUUUUCUAUCAGAAACUUUGAGAAACUAUUUCUCGCAGUAUGGGGAAGUAGUUGAUUGUGUCAUCAUGAAGGACAAAACCACAAAUCAGUCGCGGGGCUUUGGUUUUGUCAAAUUCAAAGACCCCAACUGUGUCCGGACUGUACUGGAGACCAAACCCCAUAAUCUCGAUGGCAGAAAUGUGAGUAUGUGAAAUAUGUGUCUUUCCAAUGAUGCCUUUUGUAAAGUGUGAGAUGAGGAAUAAGCACUGCAUGGGAAUGUGGACUUUUUUUUCAGUAAAGUAUUACACAGCGAUAAUGAUAGUCUGUGCAAGAGCAAGUAAUAGUGAACCCAUAGCACACACUGGGAUCUUCAGAAAACAAAAGACUGGCUCUCUGAAGGACAUCCCUGGACUGUUCUGAUGAGCUAUAUGUAAAGCAGACUGAUUGUUUGCCAAACAAGUGUUGCCUGUUCAGAUGCUUAAUAGUUGAACUAACAUGUAACAGAUAAUUAACUGCAGAGAGUGCGUUUUCUAUGCAGCAAUAUGAACAUGACCAUUUUGCGAUAAUGAAGGUUAUUUUCUUGCAGUUAAACUGUGAUUUAUUGUAAAGUGAAUUGUAUUGCACAUAAUUAAUUUAUUCCAUUUGUAUGUGGCCUUAUUGAGUAGGCUAAUUCACCAGAUAAAUUGGAGGGAACAUUUGAAGGUGCUUUUUCAUUGAAGGCUGAGAUGUACAAUUUCAUCCUUUGCCUUCAGAUUGACCCCAAGCCAUGUACUCCCAGAGGAAUGCAACCAGAAAAAGUACGAACUAAGGACGGCUGGGUAAGGAGCGUAUUUCAUUUCGUAGAGGCUACAUACUGUAUGUCCUCUACAGAAAUAGGGCACCAAGCCUGGGUAGAAUGGAAUGAAUUGUAUCCUUUUUGUCCUUUGAUAAGCUUGGGUCCUAUCUGCCUCUAGAAAUCGCAUCUGUCACACUGAGGCUUAUUGCUGUUAACAUGACUUCUGCUAAGGAGCUUAAAAUGUAAUUUUUCCAAGUAAUUGUUAGGCUAAGUGAUUCUGUAAAAAUGAAUUACUCUGCGAUCCUGAAAUAGCUUGUCUCAGUAACGCUGAAACGAAGGCACUAGUGCACCCUGAUCUGUGUGGACUAGUGUUUGCAUCGACGUGACAUUUGUACCCCAGGGCAGAAGGAGAGAGAAGCUAAUUUCUUCUCGACUGGCUAGAUGAUGGCGAAUUGCCACGUCUUCAGUGUGAUUCUCAAUCUGGCUUUGAGAUCCCAUUCUUUGUUUCAGAAGGGCAGCAAAGCUGACAGCAAUAAAUCAAAGAAGAUAUUUGUCGGUGGAAUCCCCCAUAACUGUGGUGAACCUGAACUCCGGGACUAUUUCAAUAGAUUUGGAGUGGUGAGUCCUGUUAAGAUGGUGUAUACUGUAUUGUAUAGCUUUUUAUAUAUAUUUUUUAUACCUAAAACAUUUACCAGGAUCCAAUAUAGGAACUGCUUAUUGGAAGACCACAUGAAAAAUAGAUUUUUCUGUUAAAAUGCCAUUAAUAUGGGGAUACAGAAUGUGUCAGUGUCCCAACCAUAGAGAUCCUAUUAAAUUAGUAUUCUAAUUCCUAAUUCUAUGUUUCCAACUGAGAGAUGCAUGCUAUGGCAAUACUAGUGGUUCUUAUCUGAAUCCUAAUGCAGCCCAUGUUCUCCUUUGUUUAAUCCAAGGUCACAGAGGUGGUAAUGAUCUAUGACGCGGAGAAACAGAGGCCCCGAGGUAAAAGCUGAUCCCGUUUUUCUCUUCCAUACCUCCCAUCUCUAAAUCUCAUGACAAACUAUUCUGACCCAAAUAGGAUAAGACAUUCAUUCCCCCCUCCCCCCACCCACCCUCAAUUCUAACUAGAGCCCCUGUCUUGUGGUGGAACAUCUUUUUCAUCGUUCAUUCACAAGCUUUUUAAUGGAUACCACUCUUAAUCACUGAACUUUCCCCAUGCAGACCUGUUUACAUGGUGAGAAAGUUGAAUGACAUCUGCAUUAAUUUCAGACAUCUUCCCUUGACUUUGUGUGACAGAAUCAGCUUCUGAUGCAUAAAGGCUGCAUUUACACAGGUAGCCUAAUUCUGAUCUUUUGCCCAAUUAUUGGCAAAAGAGCCGAUCUGAUUGGUCAAAAGACCAAAGGUGGAAAGAAUAUAAGAAUUUGGCUGCCUUUGUAGACGCAGCCCUUAGACGUUUUAGUUCAAUUAGGAACAUGUUAACAUGCUAUAGUAAUACAUGUAGUUUGAAAUAAGCUUAUUGAGAAGAAGGUUAUUGUUUUUAGUUGUAUUAUUCAGGAUGCAUGAAUAGAUUUUGGGUCUAAUUUCAAACUUUCACCAUUCUUUGACAAAAGUGCUAACAUUCCUCGUUUAGUUUGACUUAAAUUUUGAAAUAGCAGAGCUUCACCAGUGUAGUGAUAGAAAAUUAGGACAGUUACCAGAUGGGGUUUCGCGAAACUACCUCUGUAACUUCCUUCAUACUGGACACAGAGACAUAACAUUUUUAUCCACGAGUUCAUCUGACUCUGGGAAGUAGAUUUAGGGUCUCAUUGCCAAAAUCCCAAAGUACUUUUAAUCAGGGGUGUUAAACUCAUUCCAUGGAGGGCAGAGUGUCUGCAGGUUUUUAGUUUUUCCUUUCAAUUAAGAGAGACAACCAGGUGAGGGGAGUUCUUUAUUAAUUAGUGACCUUAAUUUCAAUAUCAAUCAAGUACAAGGGUGGAGCGAAAACCCACAGACACUCGGCCCUCCGUGGAAUGAGUUUGACACGUGCUUUAAGUGGAAGUCCUUACUCAGUUCCAUCUGUUAAAUUAGUUGACAGUUAGAAUGACAAGACAAGCAUGGGUUGAUGUAGAUUAGGCUGGUCAGUUUUCUCAGAACGGUUUAAAUAUACAUUAGUUUGGUCUGUUUGCUCAGAGCUGUUUCUUUUGCACUUGUCCUACAUAGCCAUGAUGCAGUGGUCAUGAAUGACUCCCAUGAUUUAUUCCCCCUCUUCUCCUUCAGUAUCCAUUGAUCUCUUUGGGGAGAACAAACAGAAUAGUUUGUCAUCUGAAUUUACACGAUGAUACACAUCAAUAAUCAAGGAUAAUAUCCAGGCUAUUCUUAUACUAAAAUACUUUUAAAAAUCCGGCAUUGAACUAAGUUUUUUUUCAGUUUAAUUUAGACAUGUCUGAUAUAUAUAAAAAAUGAUGAAGUGUUUUCCCGUAUGUAGAAAGUUAAGUAUUUUUGUAAGUAAGCCCUUUCUAUUUUUCUUUUUCUCUCCUCCUUCUUGUGAAUGGUUUUAAUGUGAUUAAUGGUGUCUCUUAAGAUUUGUCUUUUCUCCUUUAGGUUAUUGUGUACUGAGUGGUAUCACAGAGGUACAGGCCAGAUGUAAAAUCCCCAAAUGGAAUGUGCAGGCUGUCAAUUUGGGGUGUAUACAAAGUUUAGAAUCAUCAUGGUUAUGAACUGAGUUUUGCUGCGCUGAGCAGGACCUUGGAUUUUUUACACUUUUUUUGGCGAAAAAUUGUCUAGGAAUGUUUGCGGCUUUCAGUUUGCAGCAAAUGUUCAACUUGAAUGUUACCAAUAUGUCUCUAAAUGCUUGAAAAUGCUUAAACUAAGUUUUGAAUCUAGAUUAAGGACAGGUCAUCGAUGGAUGGUAUUUAUAGUUGUAGAUCAGGCGGCUUGGGAAUGCUUGACAUGAUAUUAGAGGUUUCAAAAUCUAUUUUGUCUCAAAGGACAUUGAAUUGGAAUCAGGUUAGGCCCCUCAGUGGAUAUGUUCUCACAACCCAAUUCUGCCACUGGUAGAAAUGUAUGAACAAUAAACUGGUUCAGUGCAGUGUGCUAUUGCUACUGCAUACUCUGAAAAGUUUUUUAGAGCCUUGGAUGUGAAAUCACCAUAGACCUUAUCAGAACCAGGACAUUUGCCAAUGUUUGGCUUCUAAAUGUACAGUUGAAUCAAAGAUGGUAUGGCUAUGCUAAAUUACAGUGCUGUAUAUCCAUAGGUUCAGCUAGAGUUCUUUUUAUAUCAUGCAGGGACUGUAGUCAUUGGGCUUAAAGAGUGUGAGAAUAACCUACCAGAGGAUUCACCGUCAAUCGUUUAUCAAUAGUUUUGUUAAUUUACUACUUCAUUUCAGUGUUUUUGUUUUAUACAGAAAGUGUUGAAUCCUUACACAGUGGGGUUUUUCUCAGUGUUUUGAUGGAACUUUGUUUAUCCCCCAUGUAAACUCUUGACAGCAUCAUUAGUUGUUACUUACACAUUCGGAAGACAAAAUGGCCUAUAUCUUUGUGUUGCUGUUGUAAGUAAUAUUGUAAUUUUCCAUUUAGGCUUAUCCUGGCUGACUCAAAACAUAAAACCAAAUUUGGGAAUGCUUGGAGAAAUCUUUAGACAUUGUACAGUUUCUGUUUCUCCAUGUUUUGUUAUGCAUUAACAUUGGAUGCUGCCAGAUUGUGCUGCACAGAAAUAUACCACGGGGCAGAUCAAGGUGGGGUUUGGAUGAAACGGCAUGAAGUCACAUCAAUACAACUGGUCAAAUUGGAAUCCAAUAUAGAAAUGAAUGCUUCGAGACCACUCAAUUGUAUCUUGAAAUCUAUAGUUUUUAUAUUCCUCAGUAGUUCCACUGACUGCACUGGAUAUAAAUAUAUUACAAUUGUAUAUAAAUUACAUUUUCAAUCCCCUAUAUAAUACAUUAAUGCAGUACAAGCAAAUUUUACUUAAAUUGACUUUGAUAUGUUAGAAGUAUUUAACUAUUUUUUUUAAACACUGCCUAGAGUUAGCAUGGAGAGGAUUGGUGCAAAGUUUAUCUUGGAUGAUAAAAGUGCCUCAGCCCCCAAUCUUCAACUUGUGUAUUGCUGCAAGUCAGCGAUAUCAUCCGAACCCCAGGAGCCUCCAGCUCAAUCUUGAUGGAUCCCUGUCUUGCUGACCCCAAUACUGUUCUUCAUCUUGUGUUGUCACAACACCCUGCUACCUUGAUUCACUCUUGGUCGUUGGCUAGGUUUUGGAUUUAUUACUUUCGAGGCCGAACAAUCAGUGGACCAGGCUGUCAACAUGCAUUUUCACGACAUCAUGGGCAAAAAAGUGUGUAGUUGUAGUUUUAUUUUACCCUCAAGAUUAAACAGAGGCUUGGGCGACGGGAAGCAUUGUUUGGCGCUGUUACCUUUGGAGUUACAGCUCUUAUUUCCAGGGGCCACCAAUGAGGUUGGUUGCUCUUUCAUGAAGGCCUAACGCUCCUGUAAAUUUAAUAUUUUAAUAACAUGGCUGAAGAUUACUGAAAUGUGGUACUCCAAAGAUUUUCCUAAAAGAUCAGGGCACAAUUCUUUUUCUGAACCGCAACAUUUCAAUGGCCUGGUUGGCCUUGUACAUGUUGCAAAAAAUACUUGGUCUCCCCUCUGAAAUAUUAGGUACAACUCCUGUAGUCGCCCAAGGCUUUGUUUAUUUUGACCUCUCCUUUAGGUUGUAAAAGGUAUUCCAUAUCGUACUUCAAAUACAACACUUACUCUGGCGUUGGCGAUUCAAGUGCCCAGUUUUGGAGCAUAUAAUGCUAGAUAAGCAGGGGUGAAAGUAGAUUUUAUUUCUUCCCGGUAUGGGAUCUCAUAUGUUUGCACGCGAUUACGUGGGCCUGAUCAUAGAAUUACAUAUAGAAUCCCUAUUAAUUUAAUUGGAGCUUUGUGGGCCCAGUAGUAAAGAUUUGUCAUGUAUUACCUUUUCAUGUGGCAUAAACAACCAGUCAUGAUGUUUUCCAUCUGAUUGUCAAAUGCAUGCUAGCUGUUCCUGUAGACUUCCAGUCAUUGUGCUAACGCUAGUUAGCGUUGGCUCGCAAAACCACCUCUACCUUCAUACCGGACGCAGAUACAGUGGGAUCCAAAAUAUAUUGUAACAAUUGUUUUAUACUAAUCGUUGCUCAGAGAAAGAUUUUGUUUAACAAUAUUUUUUUCUCAAAAAGGUAGGUGUAAAAAUUGACACCCCUGUUUUCAAUACCAUUCAAUACUUCACCUUCCGAGGAUAACGCCACUGAGCCUUUUUCUAAAAUGUUUUAUGAGUUGGAGAACACAUUGGCAGGGCUCUCCAACAUACAGAAUCCUUCCAGAUCCUUGAUGUUCUUCGUCUGCGCUUAUGGACUGCCCUCUUCAAUUCAAACCACAGGUUUUCAUUAUGUUUCAAGUCCGGAGACUGAGAUGGCUAUUGCAAAAUUGUGUGGAUUUUGAUGUGUGCUUUGAGUUAUUGUCUUGCUGGAGAUCCACUUGCGGCCAGGUAUUUGGCUAAAAUGUCCUGGUCCUCGGUAAAGUUAAUGAUGCCAUUGACCUUAACAAGGGCUCCAGGACUUGUUUAAACAAAAUAUCCCCAUGACAUCAAAGAUCCACCACCAUAUUUAAAGUAGGUAUGGGAUUCAUUUCUGCUCACGCCAAACCCACCACUGGUGUGCCUGGCCAAAGAGCUCCAUUUUCAUGUCAUCCAACAAAUUAGUUUGCUAACGGCAUUGGCACUUGGUGGAGGAUCUUUGAUGUUAUGGGGCUAUUUUACUUCCACUGGUCCUGGGGCCCUUGUUAAGGUCAAAGGCAUCAUGAACUUUACCCAGUACCAGGACAUUUUAUCCCAAAACCUGAAUGCCUCUGGCAGGAGGCUGAAACUUGUCCGCAAGUGGAUCUUCCAGCAAGACAAUAACCCCAAGCACACAUCAAAAUUCACGAAGAAAUUGUUAAUUGGCCACAAAAUCAACAUUUUGCAAUGGCCAUCUCAGUCUCCAGACUUGAAACCCAUUGAAAACAUGUGGUUUGAAUUAAAGAGGGCAGACCAUAAGGGCAGACGAAGGAUAUCAAGGAUCUGGAAGGAUUCUGUAUGGAGGAAUGGUCUAAGAUCCCGCCCAAUGUGUUCUCCAACUCAUAAAACAGGCUCUGUGCUGUUAUCCUCGGCAGGUGAGGUAUUGAAAACAUGGGUGUCAAAUAUUUUGACCGCUACCUUUUUGUGAGAAAAAAAGUAUUACUUGUUAAACCAAAUCUAUUUCUCUGAGCAAUUGUAUUAGUAUAAAAUAAUAUAAUUUCCUCAGUAUUUGAAUUAUUUUUAUAAUCAUUUGUGCUCAUCUGUAUCAAGGGUGUCAAUCAUUUCAGACCCCACUGUACAUAAAAAUAAUAUCCACGAGUUCAUCAGACUCCGGUGAAGAAGAUGACAAAGGGCCACAUUGCCAAAAUUCCAAACUAUCCCUUUAAAACACCAGAAAGUGUAAUGACAUUUGGCGAUUGUCAUUAUGCCUACACUUUACAUUUGACAUUUGAGUCAUUUAGCAGACGCUCUUAUCCAGAGCGACUUACAGUUAGUGAGUGCAUACAUUUUCAUACUGGCCCCCCGUGGGAAUCAAACCCACAACCCUGGCGUUGCAAGCGCCAUGCUCUACCAACUGAGCUUCUGGGGACUUGUAGCCUGAAUUGAUGUGUGUACUGCUGUCCGCGCGUGUCAGUCUCGGCCAGUCAUCUCUGCCUUGGAAAAAUGUCAGUGUUCUCGUCGAACCACAACAUUUUGGAUCGUAGACCUGUAUACUACCCAUUUUCAAGUCCAAUCGCUAAUUUGUCAUCCGGCUGACAUGCGGUCAUGAUAAUGUUGUAAAAGCCUACAGUUUUCUUGACAUUUUGUUUUAAUUAUUGUGAUAGGCUCAUGUUUUACCGGUACGGUGUAAGUCCACUUUCUUUUGCCGGGACGUCGUACCGGACCGUACCGGCUUUCUUUCACCCCUGGAGAUAAGCGUUUAGCUUGAAACGCUGUAUUUUACCACAAAGAAAUCACCUAAAGGAUUGGUCUUGUUCAGUUCUUUUUUUCUUUUUUGAUUAUUUUGUUGGCAGGUCACUUACCUUUUGAACUAUUUGAUAUAUUUCCUAUUCAACUUGUUAAAAAGUUAAACAACCUCAAUUAAGUGACCUCAGUUUAAGAAUCUCCAUACUGUGUCGAUCAAGUCUGAGAACCAAAAUUGGUGGGUCUUUUUCAAGGGCUAGUUGGGACCUAUCUAUCUACACCCUCUUUGAAGGAUAGUUGAAGCUGUUUGCCCGUAUUCGUUCACCAUUUUCUCCCAAUGGAGAUUUCUUAGCUCAUUUGGUGCCUGAAGCCACAGUUCUGUGAUACCAGCAGAGUUUUUUUUUAUGCCCAGUCAUUAAUGAUUUAUAGUUUUAACAAAAUACUUUAGCUUAGCUACUUCUGAGACAUCCUCUCUUAUAGCAAUAAUUAUCUUGACAAAAUACAUAAUAAAACAUUUGGGAAAAUGUGCAUUCAAUAGUCCGAUCCCCCCCUAAACGAGGACAUGUAACGUUUUAGUCUUUUAUUGAAAGAGAACAUUAAUUGUCCACAUGGACAUUUGACUUAUUUACCCAUUUUUCAUAGUUUAACCCUUUCUGACCUCGUUAAAUGUACGAACUAAAUCCAUGUCUGUUCAUAAUUGAUGUAUGAGACCCUACCUACAUUCUGCUAUACUCUUACCGACUCUCCUUGACUUUGUCCUAAUUUCCAGCAGGAAUCAGGGCUCGACUUGAGAUAUUGUUCUUGAGUUGACAUUACCUUGGGCUGGGACUUAGGGGAAUAGAAGUUACAAAAUUAGAAAGUGGAGCACAUCAAACUGUGGGACAAAUCCCAGUUCCGCUGUUGGGGAGUGUACAGAGGUCAUGGUAUCCAUCACUCCAGCUGCGAUGCCCGCGGGAGAGGACCCAGGUAGCUGCGCUAUAGGCGGGGGGCCACAAACAUGCUUGUAAUUAGGUCGACAGAGAAGGAAGAGGGGAGCCAAAGAAAGUAGCACCACCUUAAAGCAGGGGAAGAAUUGUGAUUUGUUUUCCUCAUGCAAGGUGACCCCAAUAACUCAACCUCGAUAGAGCCUAGUCUAUUUCUAUCUAGUCCCCCCCUAGUUUUAAACCCAUUUUUCGCUCUGGUAAACUGCUGGUAUCUCUGUGGCUGGCUAGCUACAGCAAGUGACGCUAAUAUUUUUUUAGGGCAGAUAAUGGCUGGUAGCCUCACAAGCCAUCUGGUAUGUUAAAAAGAACAGGCUUUUCAACCUUAUUGAAUGUUAGACCAGUCCAAUACCAAGUGCUUCUAUUCUGUGUGAGAUGAGCAAAUCAGAUGGGUAUUAGUCAAUUAAGCACCAUUGCAAUUUUCUCCAUUAUCUGACACAGUAUGAAGAUUCAUUUCUAAAUUGACUUAUGACUGUCCAUUUCUAUUGUCUGCAUGUUUUACCUCUUAUUCUGAUAGAUAUGAUACACAUUCCUUUCUACAUCCAUUUCCCUCUGAAAUUCUACUACAAGUAAAACAUAACAGAUUCUUUAAGCGUUAGCCCGGGAAAGGUAAGUCUUGACCUUCCAUUAGAUGUUUUUAUAAAAAUGAAAGGGCAUAAAAACAGGAAAUAGGUAUUCUAUGUUUCUCAGGUAGACCGGUUGUACUGCAGUUUUAAUGACAUUUUUAGCACUAUUUAAAUCAAUUGCUAUUUUAUGCUCUAUUCAAAAUUAUUAAUCCAAAAAUGAAGUAAUACCUUAUUGUGACUGAAAUACUUGAGAAACAUAUUGUUAAGCAACUAUUUAUCUGUAUUAGGCAGCAGUGUAUUGGCUCAGAUAAGAUGUAAAACUGAAACCCUCUCAAGCUGAUAUGUUAAAGAUAAAUAUUAGUAAUGGGUGAGUUUAGAUAAGGAAGGGAUUUUGGAGAUAAAUUACUGGUCUUGCAAUGUGUGCCCUCCUUGUCCUUUGUUCAGGUGGAAGUGAAAAAGGCCGAACCUCGGGACAGCAACGCUCCUGGCCAGCUUGGACCUAACCAAUGGGGACCCAGAGGCAUCCUGAGUGCAGCCAAUGGUUGGUCGGCACAGCCUGCCCAGGGCUGGCAGCAGAGUUAUGGGCCUCCGGGUGAGUGGGAGACCAGCCAGGCACAGCUCGAUCUCUCAGACCAGGAACAUUACAUUAUAUUAUACCUAGGAGAAAGCAUUGGAAACUGUUAAAAUGUCUGAUGCCUUCUGUUAUAACAUUAACAUUGUAUAUCUUGGUCAGCACUGAAAUGUUACUUUGAGGAACGGUCAACGUACUGACAACAGUACUGUAGUUACCAAUUACAUAUUGCAGGAUUGGUUUUGUGGCAGCAUAAAUAAACUGUCAACUAUUUUCUCUUUGAAGGAGUUUGGGUGUCUACAGGCCAGCCCUUGGGUAUGUUUUAUCCUUGAAUCACUUGAAUGUUUCAGACAUCUCACUAACUUGCUUUUUUAAAUAGUAAAUUGUCUUGUGACAGUUAACUUAUCAAGAAAGUAUUGUGACAUAGACAUUGCCUUGCACUUUGUAUUAUCCAUAUUGACCAAUUAGGUAUUGUCUGUUAAGCACCAGUGUUAACAUGGUGUCAGCUGUAAUGGCUGAGGUCACUCUGAUCAUUUCCCUCUCAAGACAGAUAAUGGGCUUAAUGAUUCUUACCUCCCUUCACCCUCGCUGGUCGUGUAUCAUACAACCAACCCCCAAACAAUCCCAGCGGUGUUCCAGUUUCAUAGCUCAAGCAAGUGCUAUUGUAGCUUUAAUGCUAGAGUUCUAGAAUGCACCACAUUCAUAUACAAGUUGCAUUUUUGUUAUAUUUGACACGGUUCUCCCCAUGUUGAAAAUAUUGUCUAAUAUGCAGUGUCUACUGACAGUGGGUUUCAACUAAGGUAUAUCCGAGACUGAACAUGUAGCAAUACACCUGUCAUUAUGUAUUAAAGUAUAUACGUAUCUGUUGUGUUCUGUCUGUCUCAGGUGGGUACGGACCCCCUUUAUCUGCGGGUCGUGGAGCUCCCGCCCAGCCCCCCUCACCGUUCAACGCAUUCCUCGUCACAGCAACCCCGGCAGGGGGUUUUGGGGCACCUCAGGCCUAUGCUCAGCAGGGAUACAGCACACCACCUCAGUUUGGUCAGUAGCUACGCUGUAUUGUUGUCAUUUAAAAAAACUUGUUUCCAUUCAUGUCAAUUAUUUUGUUUUCAUAUCGUCAAUAUUGUGAUUAACAAUAUUAUUAUGGCCCAAAAUAUGACUGCAGUGUUUUGCAUUAUUAAGAAUGUCUAAACACAUUUACAAAUGCCUCUUCCUUAAGAAACUCUGAAAUGUCAGCCCAAGUUUCAAAUGCAGGCAUUGAUAAAAGUCGGCUAAAACAGAAAAUCAGGGAAAUCAGCUUUGUCUUGAAGAAAUGAAUAGCAGGUCUACAGCACUAGCAGUGCUGUAACACCAACAGUAACACAUGGUUCUGAAAUAUAUUUUAAUGUCGUCUUCACAAGAACGUUAAUAGUCUUCACAAUAUAUUAUUUUAUAUCGCCAAUAUAUGAUCAUAUCCUAAUAUCGCCCAACCCUACUGCCUAGUGUUGCAGCUUCUACUACAAUAAUCAAAUGUUUUAUGAUUCUUUUGAUUAUAAUAACCUAUAUGAGACAUUAACAUUUAUCGUUCACAGUUCAGAAUGUGCAACAUAAGGACUCUUUCAUCUGGCACUGGUUUAGGGUACAGUUUUGGCACGCCUCAUGGUGACCAGUAUGCACCACAAGGAGUGCCGCCCCCGCCCACGACUCCGGGAACAGGGCCGCUAGGGUUUGCUCCAGCCAGCACACCUACUCAGGACAUGAGCAAAGCACCCACGGGACAGCCGGACUUCCCUUACAGCCAGUAUGGUAAGUAAAGCCUCCAUGCAGUCCUCAGCCCCACCCUCUACCCUACUGUUAUUAUGGCCUAUACUGGAUGGAUCCAUUUUGUUGGAUGCUUUAUUGGGUCAAACAACCCCUCCCUAGCCAAAGCUCAUUACAACCCUCAAACAAGCAGGACCUUCCCUUUUGGUACCAUUUAGCUUUAAUGGCAUCACAUGCAUACACACGCUUGCAUACAUACCCUCCAGGCUUGGCCUUGGAGGUGCUAUAGAAGUCCCACCAUACCCAGGACUCUUCAGUGUCAACUUUUUCAGCAUUUUUCCAGGUAGGGCUGCGGAAUGAUAUGGAUGGGUAACCCAUGGUAGGUUUGAAUUAGAUAAUCCUGCCUCUCAAUGUUGUUUUCGAGAGGAGUUUGAAUGCACACCAAACUGCAGAUAAACCAAGGUAGAUAUUUUACUGGCAAAGGUGACAGGCAGUUUGGCCAACUGUUCCCUUUUUGUUACUGACUUGGUUGGCUUUUCUCUCCUGGCAUGACCUCUAUGGUGUCAAUGGAUCUUGCAUGUUUUUUUUCUCCUGAGCGUAAUUGGACUGAAACCAAUAUUUUCCUACAAACAAAUUACAGCUGUUCUGAGAAGACUCAAUGCAAUGCAUCAGUAUGCAAUGUAUCAGGAGUUUUCCAAUUACUCUCCAAUUAUACUUAUUGUACCAAGUUGACUACAAAUAAAUCCAGCAUUGUCAUCAAUUGCGGGGCUUUUGCAUAAGGUCUCUCACUCUUUAAACCAAAUGCAUUGGUAAAUCCUUUCUUUUUGGAAGGUUAAUUUAUGUAGCCUAGUUAGUUCAUUCUGUCUGCCCCCUCAUUUCCCACUGGCAUUUAUCCUUAAACUAAAUACAAUGGGGAGACACAGACUUAGAUACAAUGUUUUGUUAAUAGGUCUUAGAAGUGUUUAGCUCUUCAAGACAGUAUACACUCAGUGGCCAGUUUAUUAGGUACAUGGGUCAGACCCAUCUUUACCUCCAGAACAGCCCAUAUUCUUUUGGGCAUGGAUUCUACAAGGUGUGGCGUUCAAACGUUGCUCAAUUGGUAUCAAGGGACCUAACGUGUGCCAGGAAAACAUUCCCCACACCAUUACACCACCGCCACCAGUCUGUACCAUUGACACCAGGCAGGAUGGGGCCAUGGACUCAUGCUGCUUACGCCAAAUCCUGACUGCCAUCAGCAUGGCGCAUCAGGAACCGGGAUCCGUCGGACCAGGAUAUGUUUUUCCACUCCUCAAUUGUCCGGUUUUGGUGAUUGUGUGCACACUGGAGCCGCUUCUUCUUGUUUUUAGCUGAUAGGAGUGGAUCCCGGUGUGGUCGUCUGCCGCAAUAGCCCAUCCGUGACAAAGACCGACGAGUUGUGUGUUCCGAGAUGCCGUUCUGCACACCACUGUUGUACUGCACAGUUAUUUGCCUGUUUGUGACCCACCUGUUAGCUUGCAUGAUUCUUGCCAUUCUCCUUCGACCUCUCAUCAAGGAGUUGUUUUCGCCCACAGGACUGCUGCUGACUGGAUGUUUUUUUGUUUGUCGCACCAUUCUCAGUAAACCCUAGACACUGUCGUGCGUGAAAAGCCCAGGGGGGGGCGGCCGCUUCUGAGAUACUGCCACCGGCUCACCUGACACCGAUGAUCAUACCACGCUCAAAGUCGCUUAGGUCACUCGUUUUGCCCAGUCUAACGUUCAAUCGAACAGUAACUGAAUGCCUCGAUUCCUGUCUGCUUUAUAUAGCAAGCCACAGCCACGUGACUCACUGUCUGUAGGAGCUAACCAUUUUUGUGAAUGGGGUGAUGUACCUAAUAAAUUGGUCACUGUGUAUAUCUAUAUUCUACCAUAAUUUCUAUUUGACUAUAUACAUUGUAUAUUUCCCUGUAACUGUCAGGUGUGAGAUUCCCAUCUUGUUCAGUGUUUCAUGCUUGUGCUUUGCCUACCCAUCCUGCUCUUAACCAUUAGCGUCAGCCGCCUGAUUUUAGAAUCAUUUAGUACGAUAACCAUAGCCACAGGCAGCAAAGUGCAUUAGCAAGUAGAAACCUUUGUGUUUCUAAUUCCAGAUGGCUGUGCACUGAUUUAGCAGGAGUCUCAGAGCAGUCAGUAGCGUAAUAGGUGUUAACUUAAGCCAAGCCCCAGUGGCAGGUCUAAGAAGGGGACAAUGUUAAAGUAAAGUAGACUAUCUGGGUUCAGUCAACCUAGUCUCCUCGUCUCCCUGAUAGGCUUGGGUAACUACCCUCAGGACCCCUCUUCCUACGGACCAACGCGUCCUUCUCACAGUAAUGGUCAGGAUGUGCAGGGAGGAAAUAGUGCAGGUAGGUGUGAGCAUCGUCUUUUCCAACCACCAAAAGUACAGUUCAGUACAUGGUCAUAUAACUGCAACUUCGUUGUUCCCUUGCAUUAUUUUCCCCUGUAUGUACUUUGGUAUGUUUGUGCAUACAAAGUACAUACUCCUAGACCAGUGGUAUUCACACUUUUUCAGUGGGGACCCCAUUCUUUCCCCAAGAAUUUCUCACGAACCCACCCCCAAAUCUAAUGACACAGCCUUAAAAUUGGUAAAUUCCUAUUUUUACAUCAACAAAUAACCUUAAAUUCAUUGCAUUUUAAUCUCUUAUGAAAAUAAACCAAUAAAUACAUUUACUCAGUGAAAUGUUAUUCUUCUAAUUCUUUCUCAAAAACGUUUGUAUAUUGUCCCAUACAAUAAUCUGUACUCAUUCAUUUUUUGUUACCCAUCUACCCCGACUUCGAAUACCACUGUUCUAGAAUAUACUAAAAUACAGCUACAUUAUUCAAUGACUUGAGGUUAUGAGAUCUUUUUGAAUGUCCAUAUCUCAAGGUAUGAAUAGUCUUAACAGGGUUACACGUCUCAUUUCCUGUAGUAGCUGUAGUUUAUUAUACCAACAACACCUGCGUCCUCAGUUGGUCCACUCUCUCUGCAUUGCUUUGCUGGUUAAAGGGGGAUGAUGUAAUUGGCUAAAUGUGUUCAUGGUAUACUGUGUUCAACUAGUUUUUUUGUUUUGUUUUUUUGCUCUGUUAUUCAAUGUGAUGGCAGUCAAUUCACUUGUUGUUUUUCCAUAUGCCAUCUCCUUAUGACAGCUAAAAUAAUGAUAAUCUAAGGGACGUUUGCAUGAAGAAAAAAUCACUUCUAUCUGGUGAACGUAUACCCAAUUUCUAUUAGAUUUCUGUGGUCAUGUUAGCCCUUUGCUCAUUGCUCUUCUUAAUUAUUUAUUCUAGCCUUGGAGCACUUUGAGCACCUCGUGGGAAAGUUUGCUUGUAUUCUUCUACCAUUUCUAUUGUUUCAUUUCUUUUUUUGUUACUCUGUACUGUCCGACAUGAGUUGGAACUGUUCAGACUUGUCUUCACUGAAUGUCUAUGCAGUUCCCUGCUUCUCCGACUACAGUGGAUUGCAGGGAGAUGGUGCCAUCCAGUGUCUAUGAAAAAAAAAAAAACUGAUAACUGAUUUAAGUAUUUGUUAUACUGUUUUCCUUUUGUUGAUGCCUUUCACAAGAGUUCAGAUUACAUCUUUGAAUCCUCUAAAUUAUAAAUCAAUUGAUUUACACUGGAAGUGCUCAUUCCUAAUUGGCUAACCAAACUCUGAAUGGAAGUUCAUGUAGGCUCACAAUAAGGAAUACAAUAUUUAACAUGAACAUUAAAAAGCCCUGAAACUAUGAUCAAUGUAUUUAUUUUAGGUAAAAUAAGGGACUUUCACUUAGCUGGUUGGAAUCGGUUUGUUAAAAAGCACCAUCUACAAUCCUGAUAAUGAACUUCGCUUCCCUGUUCUCCACCUACCCACCCUCACAGGUUAUGGUCAGGACCUGAGUGGGUUUGGCCAUACUUUCGCAGACCCCAGCCAGCAGACUGCCUCUUACGGGGCACCAACAGCACAACCGGCAGCGGGACCCCAGCCUACAGCAGCCGCUUUUGCUCGAGUACAGAAUCACAACGUAACGGGCUUCCAUCCAUACCGGCGCUGAGCAUCUCCAACCGCCACAGCGCUCAGUUCUAAAGUCAGGGAAAUGUGUUCUGGUGAUAAGCAAAACUGGAUUCUAGAUUGAUGUUUUUUGGAACACAGAUACACACUAUUUGAGAAAAAGUGAACUCAUAAAACCAGGGAUUCCAAUUACUUCUGUUACAAUGUCACUUGAUGUAAAAGUUGAUGUAAGACUUUUGCAUAACCUUCCUUUUCAAAUGUUGAAAUGAAAGAACCGUUGUUUCUCCCCCCCAUGUUUUAUAGUAGGACUUAACUACUUUGCAAUAGGUUUUGAUUUUCUGGUCAAACAAUAGCACAGAGAAUGGAACAUUAAUAAUAAAUAAAAUAAAAUAUAUUAGGGAUAUGUAUAUUUAUGCUGGAUACAGAAAUGAAAACAGGGUCUCAAGUUUCCUCAGCUUUAAAUUCUAGGGAAAAUGUUUUUAUUUUUCAUUUGGAGGAUUUUGUUUACUUUCUGAGCCUUUAUUUUAAAGUUUGUUUAAAAUGGAAAAUAUGAAUAUAUAUUAUACACAAACUGUGCAAUUUUUUAAGACAAUUUUGUACUAAAAAUGUACACUUUGCUUGUUUUUUAUUUAAAGAUGUAGACUUCCCUCAGGUGGCUGUUUGGGUGCAUUUUGCACUUAUGCAAAAAGAAAGGAAAACUUAUUUCAAAUAAAAGAUAUCCUGCAUCUUGGCCAUCAAUGCUUCAACUUAAGUGUCACU
Messenger RNA from Coregonus sp. 'balchen', 16882 nucleotides. Lineage: Eukaryota; Metazoa; Chordata; Actinopteri; Salmoniformes; Salmonidae. The record is from the annotation of a GenBank genome assembly.